GCCAGAGUUCCUUUCCGGUUUCAUGUUCGUGGUUUCGAUCUGACUUAACUCUGCUUGAAGAAGGUGUCCAUGAUGACAACUUUAAAAUACCAGGAGUAGCCAGUGGCUAGUAUUUCCUAGCUACUCUCACUUCGGGGAAAAUGUGCGCCGCUUGCCAACGCGUCGAGUGUCGACCCCGGUUUCAACUAGCUUAGCGUGCUAACGCCAGCUAGUUAGCCAGCUAGCAUGAACUGGAGCUGUCGCAGCUUUUGUUUACAUCCAGUCCUGAUGAUGAUGGGCCUGGAGAGGUGUGUUAGCUAAUCCAGCUACCAGAGCUGUUUCAGGGGGCAAAGUGACAUCCUACAGCCCGGCGACGUCCGUCACAACCGCUGCCAGACGAGGGAGUUCAAAACAAACUUCACAGUUGUGCUAAUACUGUAUGUGUGGCAGGGAUGGAAGUAUCCUCCCAGGACCCGUCUCUCAUGGCCAUGGACCUGUCUAAGAGCUACAAGCCGCUGACCUGUAACCACACUGAAGCCAUGGACCUGGUGAAGAAGCCGGAGUGGUACCACCGGCGUCCGUCAAGCUGCAGCACAGACAUCACCCCGUCAUACAGGACUAGAGCCUCGUCUUCCUACAACUCUCUUGCCACACAAACGGGAGCGCCUGUCCUUUGUAGAGACAUGGAGCAAGACCCUGAGGUUUUGGGUACCUACAUGAAUUCAACACGAGCUCCAGCCCUGGAUCUGUACCAUGACAGAGUGCAUGGCAACCUGUGGCAUUCAGGUUUCUAUGGGCCUGAUCAGAGCUGUGGCCCUGAUCCUGAAAGCAGCUGUGGAGAGGAGAGUGACAGUGGCUCCGAUGUCAUUUUCCUUGUUUCAUCGGCGAAGGAGCCGCUCUUAUGCAGUCCAUUCAUUCAAGAGAGUGUGAGGCACAUCGUGGAGCCUCUGUCUCCAAAUGAAUCGUCACUGGAUGAAAGCAGAGGUUGUUAUCACCUACCUCAGCCUAUGAGCUCACCCAGUCCAGACUGCUCAUACUCAGAGGACUCCUCAGACAGCUCAGUGGACAUUCCUAUACAUCACACCAGGCCUGUAGUUCUUCUGUCGGAACUCAGUGCUGUGUACAACAACCGGGCUGAAUCACCCGUAGAUAUUUCCAGUGAUGAAAGCGACGUUAUUGAAGUUUCAGCAAGCGAUGAUAAAAAGAAAAGCAGCAGCUUCAAUUGUAAGAAAAAUGUUCCCUGCAAGAAGCUGAGAGAAACUACUCCUCAGAGUCAGAGACAGGGUGAAAAAGCUGGACCCAGAGAAGUACGACGUAGCAGCAGGAUUAGAAAAUCCAUCUCUGAAAUGCCUCCGUUUACCUGCAGCGUGUCUCGAAACAGUCUGAGGAGACAAGUCAAGAACGAUGCUGUGGGUAUCUAUAAUGAAAGCUGUGAUUCUGACAAUGUGAUGGAGUAUGCGGUGCGGCUGUCGAGCUCAGAGGCGGACGAGUCGGCUUCCCAGCCCAAUGCAUCUGGAAGAGUGUGCACCAACUCAGAGGAGUCCGAUGCAGACACUCAGACAAAGACUGGGUCACCAAGGAGGCACCAGCAGAGGAAAAACAUGAAUCAGAAAAGAAAGGGUCCACUUUCUGAUGGCGAGGCUAAAACGUUGAGGAGAACCGUAAAAAGACAGAAAAAAAGUGUGAAACUUCCAAAGCCAUCGUCCUGUCAGAAAGCAUUGGCGAACAAAAGCAAAGUGAACAGACGAAAGAGGAAACGGAGACCUCAGCCUGGACCUUCUGCUCGGUUUCCUGUCACAGAGCCUGAAAUCAAGCUUCGAUAUGCAAACAUCAAAGGGGAGCGGAGGGACAAGAAGGUGGACGGCUUUUGCCCCUUCGUUCACAUGGAGCAGAGGACGUGCACUGUCGUCAACUUCCAGGAGGAGGCGACGCUGUGGAGCAGCAGAGGCCGACGGCAGCUCACUUCUCCGCCCGGCUUCCUUCCCAGCACGUCCUGCUUCCAGCUGGGUCGGCUCGGUUCGGAGAGCAGGUGCCACGCCACGCUGCUGUGCUGCCUGUGCGGCCAGACGGCCAACGCCACGGGCCUCGGGGACCUCCACGGGCCGUACUACCCCGCCAUCUCGCCCGGGAACCGCCGGAGCAGCAGGGCCGAGCAGAAAGACGGAGGAAGCGCCCGCGGGCUCGCUGACGGAGGAUGUGACGGCCCAGACGGUUCUGACAACGGUUACCUCCAGAGCAACAGCCACUCCCUCCCAAAGGUGCCUCUUUGUUUGCAUGAGUGCUGGAUCCACGAGGACUGCGGCAUCUGGUCCGCUGGCAUCUUCCUGGUCAGAGGGAAGCUGUACGGCCUAGAAGAAGCCGCCCGGCUGGCACAAGAGACGGUGUGUUCGAGCUGCCAACAGACAGGUGCAAUAAUGGGUUGUUUCCAGAAGGGCUGCUCCAGAAAUUAUCACUACAGAUGUGCCAUUUCUUCAGGAUGCAUCCUAAGUGAAGAGAACUUCUCAAUGAGAUGUCCAGAGCACAAGAACAGACCAUUCACAAGUGUAAGCAAGCUACACCAGAGAUGACGUGAGAGACGCGCAGGGACGCUGGGGAACGAUCCUCAGAUCUCCUCAGGGUUCGCCAUCCGCUGCCAAACGACUUCACCUCUGCAGUUUUCCAACACUAAUUAUUGUGUGUGCCCGAGCAGAAGGCACACCUUCUGGUGAGGCUCACCGUGAUGGACAGGUCCAACCUGGGGCCUCGUUAAGGUUUUUAUAAGACGCGUAUUGUGUUUAGUUCCAUUUCUGCCCUUUUGUUGGUCUUUAAUACAGACACUUGUAACAAAUGGACUGAGCCAAGUGUGUGUGUGUGUGUGUGUGUGUGUGUGUGUGUGUGUGUGUGUGUGUGUGUGUGUGUGUGUGUGUGUGUGUGUGUGUGUGUGUGUGUGUGUGUGUGUGUGUGUGUGUGUAGGCGAGUGAGUGAGCGAGUGUAUUUAUUCUUCUAGAACAGCCACAUCACAAAUACAGUUUAUUAUUUAAACAUAAUUAUAUUAAACUAUUAAAGAAGCUUUGGUAAUAUGUUCUAUAGAGUGUAAUAUCUUUCUAUACUGUAAGGCCACUGUUUUCUUUAUACAGGUUUUAUACUACUUUUCUAUGACUGCUAGUGCUUCAGUCUUCAUGUAACUGUUACAUAAUUUAUUUUCAUCAAGCUGCAUGCACAACCCAGGUUUUCUAUAAUUAAUUUGCAGCCGUUAUUUAUUUCUAUUUAUGGACUUGGUUUUUGCCUUUCUACUAAAAUCAUUUAAUGGAAUACAAAGCUGCACUAAGCACUAUUUUAUAUAAAACUGUUGAACUUCUGUGUAAAUCACAAAGUAAGACUAAAACUGGGACCACUAAGUGUAAAUCCAUGGGUUUAGAGGAGUCUUUGCACACGGGAUGUCGAAAGUUGAAAUGCAGAGUUCGACCGAGCACUUGAUGCAAACAUCAGCUUGUUCAUGUCUGUCUCGUCAGAGGGAGGAGAAAUUAACAGGGCUCUUCAAGCAAAUCACAAAAUCCCCUAAAUAAGAAUUGUCUAAAUCAGUUGAGUGUUUUGAUGAUUGGUUAUUAUUGAUGAUUGUGUUAUUAAAGUAGAUUUUCCACAAGCAUAUUGAAGGAAUAUUUUCAAUUCCAAAUGACACAGUUUUUAACGCCAUGUUUGCGUUCUCAGUUUCUUCCAAGGUGUUGAUCUGUUUGUGAAUUGCACAUAUCAUAUGAUGUACAAAAUCAUCUGUUCAAUCAGAUUCCAGUUUUGACUUUCUAAGAAGCUUUGAUUUUUGGCGCAGCCCUGUGGCCGUGGACCGUUUUCAAGAAAAUCAAACUAGAAUAAGCUGAAAAAUGUGUUUUGUGAUUUGAGUGAAUUGGCCCUUUAAUGUUUGCUGUCACUGCAUGUUGCCUAGUGCAGCGUCCGUCUCUUUGAUCUCCUGAGUUUGAGUUCAUAUGAAGUGUUUCUGGAAUGAGGCGGCUGGUGAUGAACUGGCAAUAAUUGUUUUAACCAAGUUGUGUUCACACUUUCUGUGUUUUAUUGAGUAAAAAUCAAUAAACCUGCACCAUCGUCUCUGA
This is a messenger RNA of Betta splendens (Siamese fighting fish), 4058 nucleotides long. RefSeq lists its product as uncharacterized. The record is from RefSeq and is a predicted model, not a curated record. The transcript has 6 exons. The coding region runs from base 432 to 2546 and encodes 704 amino acids. Lineage: Eukaryota; Metazoa; Chordata; Actinopteri; Anabantiformes; Osphronemidae. Gene Ontology annotation, biological process: regulation of transcription by RNA polymerase II. Gene Ontology annotation, cellular component: nucleus.